AUGGUAUUGAAGCGCAACAUUCGCGGCGGGGUGCCGUCCCCCUAUCCACGGUUUUUGUUCCAUGGACUGCGGUCUGCGCAGUUGUUGUCUUCGCUGGUAGUGAGUGGUAUUAUGGGGUAUUUCAUGUAUCAUCUGCGAGACGAGAACUUCGCUAUUCCUUGGACGUUUAUUCUCCUGCUAACCGUCUCCGUCGCAACCAUCCUCGCUCUCCUCGUCACAAUCAUACUCUAUAAUUUCACCUACACCUCCCCACGAUUCAACUGGUUACUGAACGGCGGAAUAUCUAUACUCUGGGCUUUAGGCUUUGCGCUACUCAGCUGGUCAAUAAGUACCUCGCAUGUACUGUCCAAAGUAUGCUCAAGGCAGGUAUGGGGUGGAGACGCAGAAGCAAGUGUUUGUAGAGACUACAAGGCUCUGUGGGCAAUGACUUUGUGCGGGACAGUCUCGACUCUCGCAGCACUAGCUCUCGAUAUCAAGACCGAAUGGACGACAACUAGACGCGGCGUGUAUGCUAUCCCGGAGGAUGAUAAGGAUGCGCAGAGGUUGAACGAAUUGAAGAGUAUGCGUGUGAAGAGCGAGGGGUACGAAGCGCCUGAAGAGCAGAGAGAUGUUGCGCAUGGGGUCGGGUUUGAGCAGGAAAUGGAUAUUGGGUAUCAUAAUCGGUAUGGUGCUGAGGAAGAGGUCCAGAGGCGGAAGAAGUAG
Molecule: messenger RNA, 702 nt
Organism: Cadophora gregata
Lineage: Eukaryota; Fungi; Ascomycota; Leotiomycetes; Helotiales; Ploettnerulaceae
Exons: 4
Coding region: 1-702 (233 amino acids)
Source: RefSeq, a predicted model, not a curated record